AUGCACUGUGGGAGGUUACUAUGUAUCCUGAGAAUAAUUGGAACCACACUUUUUGGAGUUUCUCUCCUCUUUGGAAUCACAGCUGCUUAUAUUGUUGGCUACCAAUUUUUCCAAACGGAUAAUUACUAUUUCUCUUUUGGGCUAUACGGUGCAGUUUUAGUAUCACACCUCCUCAUCCAAAGCCUGUUUGCCUUUUUGGAGCACAAGAAAAUGAAAAAAUCUCUAGAAACCCCUGUUAAGUUGAACAAAACUGUUGCUCUUUGCAUUGCUGCGUAUCAAGAAGAUCCAGGCUACUUACGGAAAUGUUUGCAAUCUGUGAGAAGGCUAACCUACCCCAGAAUUAAAGUUGUCAUGGUCAUAGAUGGAAACUCAGAAGAUGACCUUUACAUGAUGGACAUCUUCAGUGAAAUCAUGGGCAGGGACAUGUCAGCCACGUAUAUCUGGAAGAGCAACUUCCACAUGAAGGGUCCUGGUGAGAUGGAUGAGUCACAUAAAGAGAGCUCACAGCAUGUCACCCGGUUGGUCUUGUCCAACAAGAAUAUCUGCAUCAUGCAAAAAUGGGGUGGAAAAAGAGAAGUCAUGUACACGGCUUUCAGAGCACUGGGACGGAGUGUGGAUUAUGUACAGGUCUGUGAUUCAGACACCAUACUUGACCCUGCCUCAUCGGUGGAGAUGGUAAAGGUUUUAGAAGAAGAUCCCAUGGUUGGAGGUGUUGGAGGAGAUGUCCAGAUUUUAAACAAGUAUGAUUCCUGGAUCUCUUUCCUCAGCAGUGUGAGAUACUGGAUGGCUUUUAACGUAGAAAGGGCCUGUCAAUCUUAUUUUGGGUGUGUCCAGUGCAUUAGCGGACCCCUAGGAAUGUACCGAAACUCCUUACUGCAGGAAUUUGUGGAAGACUGGUACAAUCAAGAAUUUAUGGGCAGCCAUUGUAGUUUUGGAGAUGACAGGCACCUAACGAACCGAGUGCUGAGUCUGGGCUAUGCAACGAAAUACACAGCUCGAUCCAAGUGCCUUACUGAAACACCUAAGGAAUAUCUCAGAUGGUUAAACCAGCAGACCCGUUGGAGCAAGUCCUACUUCCGAGAGUGGCUGUACAAUGCAAUGUGGUUCCACAAACAUCACCUGUGGAUGACCUAUGAAGCCGUCAUCACUGGGUUCUUCCCUUUCUUUCUCAUUGCCACAGUAAUCCAGCUCUUCUACAGGGGUAAAACUUGGAACAUACUCCUCUUCUUGUUAACUGUCCAAUUAGUGGGUCUCAUAAAGUCAUCUUUUGCCAGCUGCCUUAGAGGAAACACCGUCAUGGUCUUCAUGUCCCUCUACUCAGUGUUAUACAUGUCAAGUUUACUUCCCGCCAAGAUGUUUGCAAUUGCAACAAUUAACAAAGCUGGGUGGGGUACUUCUGGAAGGAAGACCAUUGUUGUUAAUUUCAUAGGACUCAUCCCCGUAACAGUUUGGUUCACCAUCCUCCUGGGUGGUGUGGUUUUCACCAUUUAUAUGGAAUCUAAAAAGCCAUUCUCAGCAUCGAAACAGACAGUUGUAAUUGUAGGAACAUUGCUGUAUGUAUGCUAUUGGGUCCUGUUUUUGACACUGUAUGUGGUUGUCAUCAAGAAGUGUGGCAGGCGGAGGAAAGGACCACAGUACAGCAUGGCGCUUGAUGUAUGA
Messenger RNA from Budorcas taxicolor (takin), 1659 nucleotides. Its product is annotated as hyaluronan synthase 2-like. The transcript has a single exon. The record is from RefSeq and is a predicted model, not a curated record. The coding region runs from base 1 to 1659 and encodes 552 amino acids. Gene Ontology annotation, molecular function: hyaluronan synthase activity. NCBI's taxonomy places the organism in Eukaryota, Metazoa, Chordata, Mammalia, Artiodactyla, Bovidae. Gene Ontology annotation, biological process: hyaluronan biosynthetic process; extracellular matrix assembly.